Molecule: messenger RNA, 156 nt
Organism: Linderina pennispora
Lineage: Eukaryota; Fungi; Kickxellomycota; Kickxellomycetes; Kickxellales; Kickxellaceae
Exons: 1
Biological process (GO): regulation of transcription by RNA polymerase II
Cellular component (GO): transcription regulator complex; PcG protein complex
Molecular function (GO): RNA polymerase II cis-regulatory region sequence-specific DNA binding; DNA-binding transcription factor activity, RNA polymerase II-specific
Source: RefSeq, a predicted model, not a curated record
GACGGCUGUGGCAAAGCAUUCACAACCAGCGGGCACCUUGCGCGCCACCAGCGGAUCCACACGGGCGAGAAGAAUUUCUCGUGCCUGUUCCCAGGAUGCACCAGCCGCUUCUCGCGCCAGGACAACAUGAUGCAGCAUUACCGCACCCACCUGUCG